Mesocricetus auratus (golden hamster) is the source of this 12754-nucleotide messenger RNA. It is a transcript of the gene Setx, whose product is annotated as senataxin. Gene Ontology annotation, molecular function: transcription termination site sequence-specific DNA binding; helicase activity. The transcript is spliced from 27 exons. Gene Ontology annotation, biological process: termination of RNA polymerase II transcription. The record is from RefSeq and is a predicted model, not a curated record. Gene Ontology annotation, cellular component: nuclear body. NCBI's taxonomy places the organism in Eukaryota, Metazoa, Chordata, Mammalia, Rodentia, Cricetidae. Bases 435 to 8525 code for a protein of 2696 amino acids.
GCUGGGGAGGCCUGGGGGAGUGGCCCGCCCGCGCGGCCGUAGCGGGUUGGGCGCAGAGCGCGCUUAGUACUUCCGCCUGCGGCUGCUUGUCGGGCAGGAGGAAUGGAGGUGGGCUAAUGCUGUGCUUCGGGGCCGAGCCGGGUGAGGAGAGUCACGGGCAGGCCACGAGCGGGCCAUCAGGCGGGCGCGUAGAGGGGCGCGCGGCAUCUUGCCUUUGGUAUACGCGCGGCCCGCAGGGGAAGGCGCCUACACCGACCCAUCUUUCGGGAGAGCGGCGAGCUACGGGAGUUGCAGCGGCCUCGGGCGGGAAAUGUUCUUUUUGGGGGCCAAAGUGUGAGUAUAUCUGAAUGCAGAGCCUCAUCUAUUCACAAAUAAUCCCAGCAAUCUCAACAAAGAGGAUCACUUCUCUGUAGGACGUUUUGCUAAGGUACAGAAUGAGCACAUGCUGUUGGUGUACUCCAGGUGGUGCUUCCACCGUUGAUGUCCUGAAGUGCUAUGCAUCUAGCACUGGAUCGAGUGAAUUUCAAACUGCUGAUGAAGACCUCUGCUACUGCUUAGAGUGUGUGGCUGAGUACCACAGAGCCAGAGAUGAGGUGCCAUUCUUGCAUGAGGUUUUAUGGGAACUAGAAACCUCACGCCUCAUAAAUCACUUUGAGAAGUCUAUGAAGGCAGAAGUUGAAGAUGAUGAAUUAUAUAUAGUAGACAACAAUGGAGAAGAACAGCUAUUUGACUGUAGUGGCCAAGACUUUGAAAAUAAGCUUCGAGUUCCUCUUUUUGAAAUACUGAAGUACCCUUACUUGCUUCUGCAUGAGCGUGUUAAUGAACUGUGUGUGGAAGCACUUUGUCGAAUGGAACAAACCAGUUGCUCCUUUCAGGUUUUUGACAAAUAUCCAGGGAUCUAUUUGUUUUUGGUUCAUCCCAAUGAAAUGAUUCGGCGAUGGGCUAUUCUGACUGCAAGAAACCUAGGGAAAGUGGACAGGGAUGACUAUUACGACUUACAGGAAGUUUUAACUUGCCUUUUUAAAGUCAUUGAGUUGGGGCUUUUGGAAAGCCCAGACAUUUACACGUCUUCUGUGCUUGAAAAAGGCAAACUGAUCCUUCUGCCUGCACACAUGUAUGAUACUACCAACUACAAAAACUACUGGCUAGGUAUUUGCAUGUUGCUGACUAUUCUUGAGGAGCAAGCCAUGGAUUCACUGUUAUUGGGCUCAGAUAAACAAAAUGAUUUUAUGCAAUCAAUCCUUCACACCAUGGAGAGGCAAUCAGAUGAUGACAGCAUGAAUCCUUUCUGGCCAGCAUUACACUGUUUCAUGGUGAUUCUGGAUCGCCUUGGAUCUAAGGUGUGGGGUCAACUUAUUGACCCUAUUGAAGCAUUUCAAACCAUCAUUAACAAUGUGAGCUACAACAGAGAGAUCCAAAAUAUACGGAACAGCUCUAUAAGGACCAAGUUAGAACCGGAGCCACAUUUUGAUGAUAUGGUGACAUGCAGCCAGAUUGUCUAUAACUAUAAUCCUGAAAAGACUAAAAAGGAUUCAGGGUGGAGAUCAGCCAUUUGUCCAGAUUAUUGUCCUAACAUGUAUGAAGAAAUGGAAACAUUAGCCAAUGUGCUUCAGUCCGAUAUUGGUCAAGAUAUGCGUGUUCAUAACAGUACCUUUCUGUGGUUCAUACCUUUUGUUCAGUCACUCAUGGAUCUUAAGGAUUUGGGUGUAGCUUACAUUGUAGAAGUUAUUCAUCAUCUGUACUCUGAAGUCAAAGAUGUCCUCAACCAGACAAAUGCUGUGUGUGACAAAGUCACUGAAUUUUUUAUUCUGAUUUUAAUAUCCGUGAUUGAACUGCAUAGAAAUAAAAAGUGUUUACACCUGCUAUGGGUGAGUUCUCAGCAAUGGGUAGACGCUGUUGUGAAGUGUGCGAAGCUUCCUACUACUGCAUUUGCACGGAGUUCUGAAAAGUCACCUGGAAGUACCCCAAAGGGAGCAGCAAUAAUAUCAUCAUUGGCGUUGCAUUCAGUGCCCUCAAACUCUGUCCAGCUUGCUUGUGUUCAGUUGAUUAGGGGUCUCCUAAAAGAAGGUUAUCAGCUUGGUCAGCAAACACUUUGUAAACGAUUUUGGGAUAAACUUAACUUAUUCCUUCGAGGAAAUUUAUCUCUGGGUUGGCAGUUGACUGCCCAAGAAACCCAUGAGUUACAAAUGUGCUUGAAACAAAUAAUUAGAAACAUAAAAUCAAAAAUGCCCCAAUAUAGCACUUUUGGGGAUCUGACUUCUGCAUGUAAAACUCUUCCAUCUUUUAAAGAAGAAAGUGAACAAAUAGAUAGGAAGCCUAAAAAGGACAUUUAUUGCCUGGAAAAUUACAGCCCCACAUAUUCUAAAGAACCAAUGAAAGAUGAUAGCAAUCAAGUACUGAUUAACGCAGAUAAUACAGAAGAGGUGGGUGUCAAACAGCACUACAUUGAUUUGAAUCUCGAAGAAGAGGAGCCUCUUCCAGCUGAACUAUGCUUGAAGCAGGAGAGUGAGGCUUUUUUUUCUGGAAAUGCUCAAGAGCAAGUUAAAAUAAGUACAGAGAAGUCUGUAAAAGAAAACUCUUCAUGUACACCACAGAAUAAUACUUUAAGAAAUGUCCCAGAAUGGGGAUGUGACAGAGGAGUAAUAAUAUCAACACGUUCAUUGACUGAUUCUAACACUGAUUCUCUGGGAAAAGUAUCUACAUCAAAUGAAGAUGUCUCAUUAAAGGAUGACACUGUUGGUAAAAACUCAAAGCCAAAGUCUAAAGCACAGAAAGAUGAAAUUUGUGCAAGGUUAUCACAUGUCAUAAAGCAGCAACACAGGAAAAGUACUUUGAUCAAUAACACUAUCAAUCUAGAGGAAAAUACAGCUAUGUCUGAACUUGAGAACUGUUCAGGAAAAGAUAGAGGAGUUCUAAAGGAAGAUGCUAUCACACAUGAUGUGUCUUCAGACUCUGUUUUGGAUGAUGAACACACAGAGCAAAAUUCUGAAAACAGUUCAUUGUUAAAAAAUAAAGAGUUAAAAAGUGAGGAGUCAUUCAAUUCUGAUGAAAACAAGUGUCAAAUCCAGGAACACCAUGCUACUGAUGAUUUGCUAUCAUUUACAGAAGUUACCAAUACAUUUGUAAAGAAAACUUCAUGUGAGGGUCCCGUGAAGGUUGUUGAAUCCAGAGAUAAGGAAAUGAGAAAGAGUACAGUGCUGACUUCUAACUUGGUAAAAGGACAGGUACCUCAUGGCAGUAGCAAGCCUUUGGUAACAGGUUCUCAAAUGGACUUCUGUAACAAAGCUUUAAUAGCUCAAAGCACUGUUAUUCAAUUUCCAACAGGUUCAAGUAAAAAUUCAUCCCAGCUAAAAAGAAAAGAUGAUAGAAGAUGUUUGACAGUUAACCAAAACACUGCUGACACCUGCCAUGGGCAGGUUAUUGUUAUUUCAGAUUCUGAUGAAGAUGAUGAUGAAAGAAGUCAUGGUAUUGAGAAAUACACCAAGCAGGGCAAAGUGUGCACAGGGCAAGAAUGUCCAGAGCAGCAUGGUUUGGUAAUUAACACUGGUGUGGAAAGGAAACUUAUAAAGGAAGAGGCAAAGUGCCCUGUUGAAUUUGAGGACUCUGAAUCUCAGGUUUUUGAGUUUGAAAGUUCUUCUGAAGUGUAUUCAGUUUGGCAAGAUCAUAACGUAGACAUCAAGAACUUCUUUCAAGAGGAAGGAAAAAGCUGUGUAACUCAUGUAGCUGAUAGUACAAUCAAUAAUUUGGGUUGUGGUGCAGACUCUGUGUCUGAAGAAGUUGCUAGAAAUGAAGCAGAGGAUGCUGAAGAGCAUGCAGAACCACACAGUGUUUCUGCUGAGGAAUUUUGUAAAAUUGAAGAAAAAAAACGUAAGAGAAAACGAUGUGACAGAGUUACAGCUGAAGAUCCCCAAAGACCUUCAUCUUCUGUCAGACCUGAGCAAUUGGCUGAUGACAGAGAUCUUGCUGGAAUAGACACACGGAUAUCAGCUUCCAGUUCAAAUGUUGAGAGAGAUUCUACAGUUUCACCGAUCAAGUCUACAAAACCUCGUACUCACUCAAAACCUGUUAGGAAAGUUCCAGCUUCUAAGGCUACUAAGAAAACGCAUUCAGAAACCAAGAGAGGACAGACAAAGAGUUCAUGUUACAUCAGUUGUAGAACAUCUCCUGCUAUUGUGCCACCAAAGAAAUAUCGUCAGUGUCCAGAGCCAACUUCAACAGUUGAAAAACUUGGUCUGAAAAAAGCUCCUCGGAAGGCAUUUGAGUUGUCCCAGAGGUCUCUGGAGUGUAUAGUCCAAUUACGUGACCAUGGUAAGACUGUUGGAGUAGUCAAUGCCCCCAAAAAGACUAAACUAAUUGCUCCUCAGACUCUUUCCAUCAAAAAUAAGAAGCUGCUAACAAGUCAGGAUCUUCAGUUUCAAAGGCUCAUGAGAUCCAGAUCACAUAAAAAACGAGACCUUGAUUACAAAAAUACUGAUAUUUCGAGAACAGUGCCAUGCACAGUACAGGAUUCUUAUGUACCUGUAACUGACUCUGAUGGGCCAGAUAAUCAUAGAGGAAGUGAGCUACCUGCCAACAGUAAUGAAAAGCAAUUAGCAAAAUGCAUACCUUCCAAACCAGAAGUGGCAGAAGCCAUUUCCGACCCUCGGGUGACUGAUAUAGCUUCUCUUGUGAACCAGUGUGAGUCUAGAGUGUUAAGUGGAGGAGUGCCAACAGAUGUGAUGUUAUUGGCUUCAGAGGACCCUGUGGGUGAAGAUGGUCCCACACUGCCAGUUGCGGAGGUGGCAGCUGUGAAAGCUGCAGAACCAGAAUCCAGUAGCGAUACAGAUGAUGACAAUUUAUUCCUAACACAGCAUGAUCCUCAAGAUAUGGAUCUGUGCUCACAGAUGGAAAAUAAUAAACCGAUUGUAGUGACUCAUAAAGAUGCUAUUCAGAGAGAGGAUUCUGUAAGUCAGCCUCAGCUGGAGUCUUUGAGUGUCACAAAAUGUAAGUAUAAAGACUGUGUUGAAACUACAAAGAACCAGAGUGAAUUCUGCCCAAGACACUCUGAAGCUAAAGCUGCAGAUGAUGAUGUGUUUCGUAAACCUGGCUUACCUCUUUCUGUUGCCAGGUCCUUGAGACCUACUACUACCAAGAUAUUUAGCUCAAGCAGUGCUUCACGAACUGCCAAUCUUUCCAAGUCUUUGGAAAGUACCAUUCUUCAGUCAGCACUAAAAAAUAAGUCAAGUGGGGUACAGCCUAAUUUGAAGGUGACACCACCCUCUUCCGUAGUGUCGAAGCCAGUGGCUGAGGUGAAAAGUUUAUGCAAUAUUUUCAAUUUUCAGACUCCGAGCAGUUCCAAUAAACAGAGUUACAAGCUUACACUUAGUGACAGCAAGCCUGUGACAGCUUCCUCUUCAGUGAACAUUCACUUGCCAUCACAGUCUAUCUUUGACACCUUCAUUAAAGAGGUCUUAAAAUGGAAAUACCAAAUGUUUUUGAACUUUGAUAAAUGUGGCGCCCCAACAAGUCUCUCUCAAUCUAUCUCAAGACCCGUGCCCGUCAGAUUUCAAGAUUGUGCAGAGUAUUUUAAUGUUUUUCUUCCUUUGAUUAUAUUGAAUGCUUUUGAAACAGUGGCACAGGAAUGGUUCAACUCUCCAAAUAAACAGAAUUUCUAUCAUUUGCAUUUACGAAAAUUUCCAGCUGACUAUAAAAAAUACUGGGAGUUUAUAAUUUACCUGGAGGAAUCUGAGCUAGCUAAACAGCUUCAUCCAAAGGAAAAUGAUCUGGUGUUUUUGGUUCCUGAGAGACUACAUAGAGACAAGAAAGAUAUGAGCAGGAAUGGCAUGCAAGAUCGAAAUGGCUAUUACUGUGGUUAUGUUCAUAAGUUUCGCCGUACUUCAGUCAUGCGCAGUGGAAAAGCUGAGUGUUCCUUGUGCAUCCAGACACAAGAUAACUUGCCAGCCAGACUAAAUGAAUACACGAAAUGUAUUGUGAUCAGUUCUUUGGUAACUACACAGAGGAAAUUGAAAGCCAUGUCUCUGUUGAGCAGUCGGAACCAGUUGGCCAGAGCUGUUCUAAAUCCAAACCCCAUGGAUUUCUGUACCAAAGACCUGUUAACUACAUCAUCUGAAAGAAUUAUCACCUACUUAAAAGACUUCAAUGAAGACCAGAAGAAAGCCAUAGAAACAGCAUAUGCUAUGGUGAAACAAUCCCCAUCUGUUGCCAAAAUCUGUUUGAUUCAUGGGCCCCCUGGAACAGGAAAAUCCAAAACCAUUGUUGGUCUCUUGUACCGCUUAUUGACAGAGAACCAGAGGAAGGGCCAUUCUAAUGAAAACUUCAAUGCCAAAAUCAAGCAAAACCGAGUCCUCGUGUGUGCACCUUCCAAUGCAGCUGUUGAUGAACUUAUGAAGAAAAUUAUCCUCGAAUUCAAAGAAAAAUGUAAAGACAAGAAGAAUCCUUUGGGAAAUUGUGGAGAUAUAAAUUUAGUACGACUGGGUCCAGAGAAGUCUAUUAAUACAGAGGUCCUAAAAUUUAGUUUGGACAGCCAAGUCAGCCACAGAAUGAAAAAAGAUUUGCCUUCUCAUAUUCAAGACAUGCUUAGAAGAAAAGAAUUUCUAGAUGGUCAACUUGAUGAGAUUUCUCGUCAGCGAGCUCUGUGUCGAGGGGGGCGGGAGAUGCAGAGGCAAGAAUUAGAUGGAUGUAUUGUCAAAAUUGCAAAAGAAAGGCAAGAACUUGCUUCAAAAAUUAAAGAAGUUCAGGGGCGCCCACAGAAAACACAGAAUACCAUCAUCUUGGAGUCUCAUGUUAUCUGUUGCACGUUGAGCACAAGCGGUGGUUUGCUGCUUGAGUCUGCUUUUCGAGGGCAAGGGGGUGUCCCCUUUAGUUGUGUCAUUGUUGAUGAGGCUGGGCAGUCUUGUGAAGUUGAGACACUUUCUCCACUUAUCCAUCGCUGCAACAAACUUAUCCUUGUAGGAGACCCCAAACAGCUCCCUCCCACAGUCAUUUCUAUGAAAGCACAGGAGUAUGGCUAUGAUCAGUCAAUGAUGGCACGAUUCUGCAAGCUGCUUGAAGAGAAUGUGGAGCAGAACAUGAUUGGCAGGCUGCCAGUUUUACAGCUUACCAUUCAGUACAGGAUGCAUCCAGAUAUAUGUCUCUUCCCUUCUAAUUAUGUUUAUAACAAAAACUUGAAAACAAAUAGAAUGACUGAAGCCAUUCGGUGUUCAUCAGAGUGGCCAUUUCAGCCCUACCUCGUGUUUGAUGUUGGAGAUGGUUCAGAACAACGGGAUAAUGACUCAUACAUAAAUGUUCAAGAAAUAAAGUUGGUGAUGGAAAUAAUUAAACUUAUUAAAGACAAAAAAAAGGAUAUUUCCUCCCGAAAUAUUGGCAUAAUAACUCAUUACAAGGCUCAGAAGACGAUGAUCCAGAAGGAUUUGGAGAAAGAAUUUGAUAAGAAAGGUUUAUUACAGCCCAUCAUGAUGGGGGAGUCAAGGCAGCAGGACCCUGAAGCAUCCAAUCAGCGGAAGAAGAGCAGUGAAUGCAUGCAUACUAGUGAUGAGCUCGAUUGCUCCACUUUUACACAGUCUGGAGUCUCCUGCGUAGAGAAUGGUGUCACCCACACUGGGCCUGCAGAAGUGGAUACAGUGGAUGCCUUCCAGGGCCGGCAGAAAGACUGUAUAAUUGUUACCUGUGUCAGGGCGAGUGCUGUGCAAGGUUCAAUUGGAUUCCUGGCAAGUUUGCAGAGAUUGAAUGUCACCAUUACACGAGCCAAGUACAGCCUUUUCAUCCUUGGACAUUUGAGGACUCUGGUGGAAAACCAACAUUGGUAUGAACUGAUUCAGGAUGCUCAGAAGCGUGGGGCCAUUAUUAAGACCUGUGACCCAAACUAUAGACAUGAUGCAAUGAAAAUUCUGAAACUGAAGCCUGUGCUGCAGAGGAGUCUGACGCAUCCUCCAGCCACUGCCCCAGAGGUGCCGAGACCUCAGGGUGGCCUCCCCAGCAACAAACUGGACAGUGGAUUUGCCAAGACAUCUUUUGCUGCUUCUCUGUGCCACACACCCUCUGAUACCUCUGAUACUGUCACUUCGAAGGAACCUGAAAGGCCACCUCUUCAAGACCGCCUUCGAGAUCCACGGCUGCUUAGGAGAUUGGAUGCUGAAGCUAAGGGAACAUUCCUGAAAGAUGCACAGCCUCUGAACCCCCAGCUCCCAGGGAUAGUCCAUCGUCUCCUGGGAGAGUCUGGCAUUCCUCUUAAUUUUCAGGACCUCAGUUUUAUUGUGCCACCAUCCACUGCCAUUGUUGCCCCUAUGAACAGCAACAGGUCUCCUCUUCAGGCUGAGAUACCACCUGCUCACCCUGCUGCUCCUUCUACAAGUAAGAGGAAGUACAGUGACCGAGACUCUGGGUUCAGUCACAGAAGGGAAUCUAGGGCCUCCAGUGAAGAAGAGAGGCAUGGCUCUGUGACUCAUCACAUGCUGAGGAGUGCUGACUGGGAUAGGAGGGGGCUGGAACACGAGGACAGCAGUGCUAAGAAGAGACGGUUUCUAUAGUAGCUCCUGGUGAGGAGACUGCCAUCCACAGGUCGGUAAUGACACCAUACAGAUCAGCUGGGUUUUAUUUUUGUUUCCCUUGAAGAGUCUGUGUUAAAGGAUGGAAUACCUUUUAACCCUUGGGCUGUUGAUCAUCUUCAGUACUUUUUGCCAAUUAUAUACACUUGGAGAGGGCAUUUGUUUACCUGUAAUGUCCUUGAGGUCAAAAUUCAAAGUGUUGGGAUCUUUUGUUCUGUAGAAAAAGUCAGGUGAAUAUUGUAAAGGUUAAACUGCCAGUCUGUAUAGCAAAUCCGAAAUCCUUUUAAAAUGUAGACCACAUUUCCUUCCUCUGCUUAAAAUAUUAGUCAUUUUCCAACAGAACAAACUUUAUAUUUAAAGAGAGAGAGGAGAACAGGUGCUUUCAGCCAUCUUAUGGUGGACAAGUUUUUUUUUUUAACAGCCUCAGUACUGGGAGUUAGCCUAGUUGGCACCAGUGGCCAAAGAACUGUUGGGGACUCCUGAGCCUUCAGAUGGCAGCAUGUUGGGAGCUGUUGUGAGACAAGGCAGCUUAGUACAGGGCAUUACUGUGGCAAGUUCAUUUACGUUUAUUAGUGUGUGACUUAAUUUUCUUGCUAAAUUUCUUUCCCUUCUCAACAGAAGAACGGUUCUUGAACUGUCAUUCAGAUGGUCCCAAUGUUUUGUGAGAUUGGUAUAACUGGUGAGUUGUAGACAUGGUUACCAAAUGGAGGAUUUGUACUGGCCUGGCCUGCAAGAGUCCCUUCAGGUUGCUUGUGAAGCUUUUAGGGUUGUCAGGAAAAUAAAGAGUAGAUGCUUUCUGAGGGAUUCCAUGGGAGCUACACAGGGCAGAGCAAAUAGUGUAUCUCAGACAGGAAAGAUACUCGGUGAGAAAGAGAACUUGUCAUCUGGGCUUCAGGACCAUCCAAUAGAUGGGAAUUGUUGUGUUGGGUCACUAGGGGCACCUGGUUUCUGUCAGACCUGGUGUACCUGUUAGAGGAAAGCAUGAGGGGACUGGAGUCAAGACAAGGGAGGACUAUCUAACCAGUCAGGUUUCCAAACCGUGAAUGUGGAGUUUCUAGUGACUUCUGUACAUACUGCCUAUUAGCUGCUUUGGGGCAAGAAGACAUCCCUGAAAAUGUUUGGAAUUUUCUUUGUCAUCUGUUCUUAAACAAAAGGGUUUGUGUUAGAAAUUCUGCUGAAGCAGGUUUUAUUUGUUAAGAGCUGUGAAAAAAAAUGGUGUGCAUUUUGCCAAGUUUCAACUGAGUUUCCUGAGCUGUCUUUUCAGCUGGUGCCCAGACAUGUACCCUAAUGUCUGCUGGACACUUACAAAGCUAGGGGAGUGGGUGCCUCUCAGAGCGCUUCAGCCUCCCGGCUGUACCUGUACCUGGCUAGGUGGGAAGUAAAUCCACUCUGGCUAGGGCAAGGGCUAAAUAAACCUUCUUCAUGUGACAUUGGCAGGAAACCUCACUGCCACUUGAAAUUUUCUUUCCUGUUGUCUUUGGAAUAUGUUCAGUUUAGCAGGGAUUUGUGAACGUGACUACUAAAGAAGGCCAAAAGUGUGCUUCUGAGGGGGAAGAAGGCCAAAAGUGUGCUUCUGAGGGGGAAGAAGGUCAAAAGUGUGCUUCUGAGGGGGCAUUUCCCUUCUGCUCACAUCACCACAUAGAUUAAGAAACAAGUUUUUAAAAAUAGUUUUUUUCAAAGCAUUGUAGUCGAUUGCUACCAGGCGUGUAUUCAUCUGUGGGCUCACUGCUAACCACAUCAGAGUAUGUUAAAAUUAGGAGGGUCUUGACCUGUUUAUUUUGUGAGUAUAAAGAGCUGCUGGGAUUAGACUCUAGACAGAACCUUGAGUCCUUGUAUCCUCCUUUCCAGCAACCAAGCCUUGCCUUAGAACAUUCUCUCAGCUGGUUGUAGGUGUGUGGCAUUAGAUUUGGAAACCUUCUUUAUUCGUUAGUGAAGUUGUUUGCAGAAAGCAUUUGCUGUGUCAGGUGGCCUUUUCCUGAAGGGACUGUCAUGAGUGGUUAAUCCUGACAAGAUGAAAAGUUCACUUUGUCCUUCCUGUGGUUAAAAGAACAUGCCCUGAUUACUUUCAAAAUGUUAUUUCAAGGCAAAUGUAUUAUACCUGUCUCAUUUUGCUUCUCUCUGAUUUACCACAGUUUGUUUAGUUAUGUUUUCAUGAAUUAUCAGGAGCAAAUUUUAACAAGAACAUGUGAAUAACCUCCUGUAAAUGAGUUUUAUAACAAGAGUGUACUAAACUAUUUUCUAAAAUUACUUGUGCACAUUGGGAAUCUUUCUGUAGCUUUGUGUUUUGUAUGCUCUGGGUUCAUAACUGUUAUCUUUGUUAAUACCUAAAAUUUAAGAGAAAAUGACAGAAUUAAAAACAAACAAAACUGGCAUGGGUUAGAAGUAUUAUAUGUUGCUAAGUUAAAGCAGAAGGUGCUGCCAGGGGACCCUUUAGUCUUCAGCUUCAUGUGUAAUUGCCAGCCCUGCCUAGUCCCACUGUCUUCAUCCCCAGGUCCCUUUGGAAUCUUUUAGGUAAGGUGAGCCUCCCCACUGCCACACGGACACCCUGCAAAUUACAGCAAGUUAACCGUUAAGAGUGGAGGCCAGGAAGGUGAGAUAGCAAAUGAACAGUGACCUGGGCAGGCACUCCUAGAAAUACCAGUGGAGGCACCAGGGUAUCCGUGUCCAAGUCAGGUAAUUACCAGUGAUUACAGAUACUCAGAACACUCACAGUGGCUUAUAGAAUGGUGUCACUUAAAAGGCACUUGUUCUGUUCUCCACAUCUUCCUGUACUCAGGGUGCAUUCAGUUCACAGGGAUGAAGAGAGGGUCAUAAGUUUGCCCGAUGAGACGAGUGCUGGGCCAUGGUCACUUCAUCUGUGCAAUUCCUUAGCACAGUAACUGUGCCAGUGAUUGAAGUGACCAGGCAUCCCUCUCUGGACCAAUCCACAGUUGCAUGCAGUCCACCACCUCCAGGGUUUCACUAUUCAUUGAGGAAUAAAUAAUUCAGGGAGCAAUGUAAGAUUUAGCUUGAACUUAAAGAAAAUUUACUGUGUUGUGAGCACCACAGAGGCAGUUUCUGCCCAUAAGGGACCUUUUGCUGUGCAGAAGGCACUCACCACAUUGAGGGAUGUCAGUGGUGAUCUCCAAUAGCAAAUGAAGCCAUGGUGGCCAGGAACACAGCUGCCUUUUUCUGCUGCUGAUAGAGUGGUUGCAGUGGGAGCCUUCAGCCGGGGAGUCAGCAAGGGACCUUUUAAAAAGGUGCUUGCUUUUGGCUCACCCCAGAAUCCCUAAUCAAAUGGAUUUGGGGCACAGCUCUUGAAGUUUCAGUUUUUGGGUGUUUUCAUGGCACAGCCAACACUGGAGUCUAGCUCCUAUGGAGUCAGCAGGAAUAAGGAUCCCAUAGGGGGUCAGUACAACAUCUGAGUUCCUUGGAUGUGCCCUUCCCCAAGAAAAGUAAAUAGGUUAUUUGUUGUUUCUGUUCAGUUGAGACAUUCCAAAGAGUCUAGGUUCCAGCAGUGCCAAGGGAGGAGAGUGAGAUAAUCCAACUGUUUCUCCCUGCAAGGAGCCCACAUCAUUGUGUGCAAAACAUUUGAUUUUCUUGUGGGUUUGCUCUCGGCUUUGGUCACUGGGCUUAAACGUAUGUAUAAAACCAUGGAGACUGGUUUCUACCACUUCCUAAGCUCUCUUGUGCUUCCUAUUCUAGAUAGUGAUUUUAUUACUCUUUACAUUUUCCCCCAUUACCCCAGUGCUGGGUGAGCCCAGGGCCCUCAUAUACUAGACAAGGACUCCAUCACCUCCCCAGAGACCUCCCUCCCCCGUUUUGAGACAGGGUCUCACUAUAUAGCCCUAUAUGGCCUAGAACUUUUAUUCUGUAGACCAUGCUGAACUCAGAGAUCUACCUGCUUCUGCCUCUUGGUGCUGGGAUUAAAGGCAUCCCUGUGAGACCUGGCUAACCAUCCCCGCCCCCCUUUUUUUAACAGUAAAAGUCAAUUGCCUUUACUUUUAAGAUUUUUAAGAAUUUAAAUUAUGUGUAUAUGUGUGCCUGUGCAAGUGAGUGUGGGAUUCAGAGGCAUCAGAUGUGCUGGAGCUGGAGAUCCUGUGAACUGCUGGACUGACAUGGGUGCAGAGAACCUGAUUCGGGUCCUCUACAAGAGCAGUGAGUACUCCUGACUGCUGAGCUCUCUCUAGCCCUUUAUAAUGACAAUAAAGAGCACACACCAGUUUAUCCAA